UUACUAUCAGCCUCCGUACACUUGAAAGGAUUUUACACAACAACCGACUUUGGCGCAGAAAGAACAAAACAGAGGUGGGAGAGGUGGCAGCUUUUAUACAAGCACAAUUGGCAACCUCAGGACAGUGUCAUGGGUAUCGUUGGAUGCACCAGAAGUGUUGGAUGAAUGGCAUUGUUACUGACAGAGAAACCGUUCGUCUUCUGCUCCGUUUAUUCGAUGGAGAAGGUGUGGAUUUGAGGUCACGUAGACGACUGCGGAGGCGAGUGUAUCAUAGCAGAGGCCCCAACUAUGUGUGGCAUAUCGACGGCUACGAUAAACUGAAGCCAUUUGGGAUUGCAAUCAGUGGAUGCAUUGACGGAUUUUCAAGGAGUAUAAUAUGGCUAGACGCUUACAAGACAAAUAAUGACCCGAGAGUAAUUGCUGGCUACUUCAUGGAUGCCGUGAUUCAACAAGGUGGUUGCCCUGAUCGAGUGAGAUUAGAUCUAGGAACAGAAAACGUCCAUGUGGCUCACAUGCAACGAUUUUUGCACUUUACAGACAAUGAACCAGAAAGAGAGCACGUCAUAUUUGGAGCAAGUACAGGAAAUCAACGCAUUGAAAGAUGGUGGCUAAUCUUACGAAGCCAGUGUAUCCAGUACUGGAUUGAACUAUUUGACAAACUAAGAGAGGAUGGCCACUUCUCAGACUCUUUCUUGGACAAAUCAUUGGUCCAGUUCUGUUUUCUUCACAUUAUACAGGAAGAAUUAAAUGAAGUUGCUUUGGCCUGGAAUGACCACAGAAUGCGCCCAGUCCACAACUCCCGAAGUCCUCAUGGCCGACCAUCUUUUAUGUAUGCCCUCCCAGACAUUUAUGGCGCGAGGGACUGUCUCAAACAUGUCAAUAUGGACAAAGUUGAAGCCUGCCUUGAAGAAUGCGUGUUCAAAGACUUUCCAUGUGAAGAGGAUGUCUUUCAUCUCUGUGUAGAACUCAUGUCAGAACAUAACCUGGACUUCUCAGAUGAUGUGCUUCAUACAGUGGAUCUGUAUGUAAAGCUAAGGCAGUUGAUGCUUACUGAGUUGGAGCUUUUGCCUUAA
This is a messenger RNA of Maylandia zebra (zebra mbuna), 1073 nucleotides long. Lineage: Eukaryota; Metazoa; Chordata; Actinopteri; Cichliformes; Cichlidae. The record is from RefSeq and is a predicted model, not a curated record.